UUCCCACCCGGGGCUUCGCCGGCUUCUAACCACGGCCGCUCUCGGUGAGGAAACUCUGGCCUCCGCUUCCUCCUCCUCCGACUCGGACACCGGCGGAGCGUCGCCGCCCCCACGGAAGAAACACCGAGCCUCGGCGGCGGAGGGAGCAGGAGAGUCCGGGGAUUCAACAGUUGCGACAGGCCUUUCUGGAGUUGUUUUGGGACUUGCUACUACUUCUCCACAUCACCAAGCCACCUCUGCUAUUCACUUUAACCGGACCCUUGUCAACAAUCUCAGCGGCAAUAACAUGCAGUCAAACGGGGCAGGACAGGGACAGGAUUCAGAGCUUUCCUGCCUGAACAGCGCGCAAAACGGGGAGUCAUCCUCGGCUGGGGGAACGCACUUCAACGGGCUUCUGGUCAGCACAAACAAUGGGAAUGGUGUCGGUACCAAUAACGGAGCCGGACCGGGCUCAGGGACUUCCACAGCCUCUGGUUCGGAGGUCGGCUCCAUGAAAAAGAAGAAACGCCUUUCGCAGUCGGAGGAAGAUGUCAUCCGAUUAAUAGGACAACAUCUCCACGGGUUAGGGCUAAAUCAAACAGUGGACCUGCUAAUGCAGGAGUCGGGCUGCAGACUGGAACAUACCUCAGCCACAAAGUUCCGCAACAACGUCAUGGAGGGGGAGUGGGAAAAGGCUGAGAAUGAUCUCAACGAGCUGAGGGCACUGAUGCAUUCUCCCAACGCUAUUGUGCGUAUGAAGUUCCUGCUCCUGCAGCAGAAGUAUCUGGAGUAUUUGGAGGACGGGAAGGUUCUCGAGGCUCUGCAGGUGCUCAGGGGAGAGCUCACGCCGCUCAAGUACAACACGGACCGCAUCCAUGUUCUCAGCGGGUAUCUGAUGUGUAGCCAUGCAGAGGACCUGCGCGCCAAGGCAGAGUGGGACGGCAAAGGCGCAAAUUCACGCUGCCGACUGCUGGACAAGCUACAGACGUACCUGCCCCCGUCGGUGAUGCUUCCCCCACGCAGGCUGCAGACCCUGCUGAGACAGGCUGUGGAGCUGCAGAGGGACCGCUGCCUCUACCACAACACCAAACUGGACAGCAGCCUGGACUCUGUCUCCCUGCUCCUGGACCACGUCUGCAGCCGGUCAGCAACACACUCAGGGAAGCAGUUCCCGUGCUACACGCAGCAGAUCCUCACAGAGCACUGUAACGAGGUGUGGUUUUGUAAGUUCUCCAACAACGGCACCAAGCUGGCCACCGGCUCCAAAGACACCACCGUCAUCAUCUGGCAGGUGGACCCUGAGAGCCACCAGUUGAAGCUGCUGCGGACCUUAGAGGGCCAUGCCUACGGUGUGUCCUACCUGGCCUGGAGCCCUGACGACGCCUACCUGAUCGCCUGCGGACCCGAUGACUGCUCUGAACUCUGGCUCUGGAACGUCCAGACGGGCGAGUUGCGGACCAAGAUGAGCCAGUCCCACGAGGACAGUCUGACCAGUGUGGCCUGGAACCCUGACGGGAAACGCUUUGUCACCGGGGGACAGAGGGGACAGUUCUACCAGUGUGACCUGGAUGGUAACCUGUUGGACUCGUGGGAGGGCGUGCGUGUGCAGUGCCUCUGGUGUGUGGGGGACGGCAGGACUGUGCUAGCGUCAGACACUCACCAGCGGAUCCGGGGUUACAACUUUGAGGACCUAACGGACAGAAACAUAGUUCAGGAGGACCAUCCUAUCAUGUCUUUCACUGUUUCCAAGAACGGAAGAUUAGCUUUGUUAAAUGUAGCAACUCAGGGAGUGCAUCUUUGGGACCUGCAGGACCGAGUGUUGGUGAGGAAGUACCAAGGUGUGACCCAGGGCUUCUACACCAUCCACUCCUGCUUCGGAGGCCACAAUGAAGACUUCAUUGCCAGCGGCAGCGAAGACCAUAAGGUCUAUAUCUGGCACCGACGCAGUGAGCUACCCAUCGCUGAACUAACAGGGCACACUCGCACAGUCAACUGCGUAAGCUGGAACCCUGCCAUCCCAGGCCUCAUGGCCUCCGCCUCGGACGAUGGCACUGUGCGUGUCUGGGGCCCCGCACCCUUCCUCGACACACAGGUGGUCGAUGGGCUCAACGAGAACUGCAGCAACAUGGACAGUUGAUGGUGACGUUGGAAUGGAAAACUUAUUCUCUUUUACAUCAAGAAAUAAAACCAACCAACAAGAAAUAAACAUCAAAACGAGAACGAAAUCCAAAACCUUACAAAACAGAGAAAAGUAAAUCAAUUGUCUCAUGACCGGGCAAAACUAUGGAGGUGAGGAUGAAAACACUCUUACAAAACUAGGUCUUCAUCCAAAACCAGAACCAGUGACUUGGAAGACCAGUGACCUGGGAAAUCGAUCUGAUCCAUUGGUACUCCCUGCUGGCUCCCUCUUCUUCCACCCCACCCCCUUUCCCAGCAAGGCCACAGCCACACCAGGGGCUCUCCCCUGAAUAUUCCCCUGGAAACCCACCUCUUCCCUGGGCCUCAGGCACAGCAUCACGCCCCUGACCCCUUCAGACAGCCAUUACAGACCAUCUACACGGAUUGGACCGUGUCUGUCAUCUGUCUCUCUCACCUACCCGUGUGUGUCCAUGGGGAGGGUGUUGUGUGUCCAUGUGGAGGGUGUUGUGUGUCCAUGUGGAGGGUGUUGUGUGUCCAUGUGGAGGGUGAUGUGUGUCCAUGGGGAGGGUGAUGGGGUGUUAAAAGGGGUGGAGGGGGUUAUAGCAACUCUUCUGUUUAUUCUGUUCUCCUUUCUCCUCUUGCUCCUUUCUUCGCACUUGAGUUGUUGGAUGAAAGCAAAAAAUCAACACAAAACCAACCAACCGACAAAGAAAAACUCAAAAGGCUAUGCUUACUUUGGAUUUUUUUUUUACGAUAGUCAUAGCAUUCUUAUUGUUAUCAUUUAACAGGUGAAUCCUAGGGGUGAACUAGGAGUAGUGGCCGUGGAGUGCUUUCGUGUGAAGAAUACUCUCUCAAUUAGGAAAAGCUAUUUUUAUCCCUUGUUUAAAGUCUAACACAGACACACUCGCGCCAAUGUCCCAACGAGUCGCACCCUCUGACUCCCCCUAUCUCCCGCUUCCGAGUUUAAGCUAUCAACCGCACAGCUCACAGUUCCACUAGAUCUGCCUGUUGGGAGGGGGUAAAGGUCAGCUGUCAAAGGUGAGAGGUCAGUGGUAGCUGGUGUAGUGUGGUUGCGUCUCCGCUGUAGGGCCAAGCGUGAACAAGUCCUCGUUGAGUAUCUCUAAGAAUGACAUACUCUUGGAUGUAGAGGUCUGUACAUGCAACUUGCCGUACACUGAGGACUGUACCUGUCCUUCCUCUGUGUGUGUGUGUGUGUGUGUGUGUGUGUGUGUGUGUGUGUGUGUGUGUGUGUGUGUGUGUGUGUGUGUGUGUGUGUGUGUGUGUGUGUGUGUGUGUGUGUAUGAGUGAACUUCUGUGUUUUUGUUUAGGUGAGUGAAUGCAGGGGCAUGCACACCAGCAGAAGAUCAUGCUUUCCCCUCCUCCUCCAGUGAAAUUAUAAAGAGGAUUUUAAUCCCAUUCAAAUUAAUCCAAAACCCCAGAGCGACCUCUAUCUGUGGAACAAAGAAUACUCGGAGAGCCAUUUUGUAGAAACUCUUUUUUAAUUUUUUUUAUUUUUAACUUGGGCUUUUCUUUUUACAUUUGACUUUGCUUUUUUAUAUAUUUCUCCUUAACAACACCUACCAUUGGAAUGGCACUGAGAUACCGGAGUUGGAUCAGUUUUGUGUGGAAAAUUCACAGCUUUACAGAGUUUUCCCCUUUGCACACACACCCCCGCCUGUCCCCUCCAGACACACACCCACAUGUACGCCCAAAACACGUCGCUGAGGUCUACCCCUAGUCACACCUUUGACAGAGCUGGAUAGGUAUAGGCAAGGUUUUAUGGGUGGAAGUGAUCAUAUUGGAAUCUGGCUCACGCCACACUUCCAUGCACCCUACACAGUACACAGUAGUACAGCGUUCUUAAUGUUUAGCAUACACAACCAAACACAACCUCCGGCAUAUACACAGGCAUAGCUGCUCCAUCUUACAUAGGCUUACAGCCCUUACUGAGCAAGACUGAUUUCUGCACAACACCCCUUUCUCUCCAGCCAAGUCCUCCUUUUCAGUGAUGAAGGCACCAUACAGAGCUUUCUUCCUCCCGAUUCGGGGUAUGUAAUGACUAUUUGCUAUGGACUGAUAUUAAAUGUUUAAAAAGAACGCUUUUCUGUCAGUUUUUAUGAAAUAUUUUCUUACUUUCAUUUUUUGUUCUCAUUAUAUCAUUUCAUUCUCUCUCCCUGUAUUAUCAUAUUAAAAUAUAACCAGACAACUGGUGUCCUAUAUAUUUUUUUAAAUUCAUCUUAUGAUUAGUUUUGUCUUUCGGGUUUCAUUUUUACUUAUCCACUACUUCUUACAUAUUAAUAGUGAAUAUGCACAGUAACACUCAUGCCAAUAUGAGUGGGGUGACUUAUGUUUUGGGAGCGUGUUACCUUAAGAAUCAGGUUUAAAAUGUCCACCCCUCGUCUUUUAAAAGUGAGACAUUGUGCAGUGAUUCAAUACUCAAGUCUCUGUAGAAUACGUUCAGGACAAAAAAAAAGUGCUUUUUUUUGUGCCACUGUUGGUUGCGUUUGCUGUUUCUACCCCUACCAAAAUCAAAGCACUUGAGACUCGAUCGUGGCUCUGUAGGUAUGUGUGAUUCCAUGAUCUGUGUUUCACAUUCUGGAAUGGUGCUUUUCCCAUUCUAGAACCUUCCAUCUCUUGGACUCCUGAAUGGACUUGAACUGCCCAUCCACACCUUAUGUCAUGUCUGAGGAGUUGAGGCAAAUAAAAAGUGAAGAACCCAAAAGCUUUCACAAAGUUAUAAUUCACCUGCUGGUGACAUGCUAUGUCUGAAUGCAACUUGGUGUCUACUCUUCCUUUGUCUUGGAGUUUCUAGGACUGUUUAUGAUUUGAUGCUAAUAACUAUCUUAUUUCUCUCUCUGGAGGUGUUGGGGCUGGGUGGGGGAGUAAGGGUUUACGGUAGCAGAUUAAAAGAGUAAUUGUGGGACGGGGAUCUGUUUGCGUUUGUUUUAUUUACAAAAGUGAUUGUACUGUUUUGUAUCGUUGUGUAGGAGAAGUGUUGUGUGCAUAUUUUCAAUAAAGCUUUCAGGGUUUUGAAAAAGA
Molecule: messenger RNA, 5157 nt
Organism: Oncorhynchus masou masou (cherry salmon)
Lineage: Eukaryota; Metazoa; Chordata; Actinopteri; Salmoniformes; Salmonidae
Product: WD repeat-containing protein 26
Exons: 14
Coding region: 287-2116 (609 amino acids)
Biological process (GO): proteasome-mediated ubiquitin-dependent protein catabolic process
Cellular component (GO): GID complex
Molecular function (GO): protein binding
Source: RefSeq, a predicted model, not a curated record